AGAUACCACACCGGUAGCCCGCCGCACAGAGUGGUAAGCAUGGCGAGCACCACAGACAACCGCCUCGACCUCGGCCUCCUCCUCCUCCUCCUCGUGGCCGCCGCCACCGUCGUCCUCGCCGUGGCCGCGGCCCCGGCGCAUACACCGGGAGGCAAUACUGCUACCCCUCCGCCGCCGUUCCGGACGGUGUACGCGUUCGGCGACUCGUUCACGGACACGGGGAACACGCGGUCGACGACGGGGCCCUACUCGUUCGGCUACGUGUCCAGCCCGCCCUACGGCGCCACCUUCUUCCACCGCUCCACCAACCGCUACUCCGACGGCCGCCUGGUUGUCGACUUCCUGGCCGAGGCGCUGGCGCUGCCGUCCUACCUCCCGCCCUACCUCGCCGUGUCCGUCUCCAACGCCAACGCCACGGCGGCCGGAGCCGGCGUCAACUUCGCGGUGGCCGGCGCCACGGCCAUCGAGCACGACUUCUUCGCGCGGAACAACCUCAGCAUCGACGUCACGCCGCAGUCCAUCAUGACGCAGCUGGGCUGGUUCGACGCGCACCUGCUCCGGUCCUCCUCCUCCUCCUCCGCCGCCGCCGCCGCCGACGCGCUCUUCUGGGUGGGCGAGAUCGGCGCCAACGACUACGCCUACACAGUCGUCGCCCGCGACACCAUCCCUCCCAAGCUCGUCCGCACCAUGGCCGUCCAGAGGGUCACCGCCUUCGUCGAGGGCCUGCUGGAGCGAGGCGCCAAGUACGUGAUCGUGCAGGGGCUGCCGCUGACGGGGUGCUUGCCGCUGGCCAUGACGCUGGCGCGCGCCGACGACCGCGACGCCGUGGGCUGCGCCGCCUCCGUCAACCGCCAGAGCUACGCGCACAACCGCCGCCUCCUGGCGGCCCUCCGCGCGCUGCGCCGCCGCCACCCGGCCGCCGUCCUCGCGUACGCCGACUACUACGCCGCGCACCUCGCCGUGAUGCGGAGCCCCGCGCGCCACGGCUUCGCCGAGCCCUUCCGCACCUGCUGCGGCUCCGGCGGCGGCGCCUACAACUUCGACCUCUUCGCCACCUGCGGCUCGCCGCAGGUCACCACGGCCUGCGCGCGCCCCGCCGAGUACGUCAACUGGGACGGCGUCCACAUGACGGAGGCCAUGUACAAGGUCGUCGCCGGCAUGUUCUUCAGUGGCGACGGCUACUGCCGCCCAGCGUUCAAGGACCUGCUGGCCAUGAAAGCCCGCCAGGGGAAGCCGUGAUUUUGAGACAAUCAGAAUGCACGUUCCAAUUACAAUAAGUAGAGCUGCAUGCGUGACGAAUCCAUGUCAUCUUCAUCGUGAACCCUUAACCAUUUAUCAGGCAUUUAUAAUUGGAUCCACAUACGUAUGAUGAUGAUGAGCACAAAGGAUUUAACUUCUAAUGAUGACAACACAUGAAUUGUACUAGAAAGAAACGCAACAAUUCCAGACUCCAAGAACAACAGCACGACUCGUUUCCAGGCUCU
Molecule: messenger RNA, 1484 nt
Organism: Zea mays
Lineage: Eukaryota; Viridiplantae; Streptophyta; Magnoliopsida; Poales; Poaceae
Product: GDSL esterase/lipase
Exons: 2
Coding region: 40-1239 (399 amino acids)
Molecular function (GO): hydrolase activity, acting on ester bonds
Source: RefSeq, marked validated